CCUUUGAAGAACUGCGCUUCUCUUUCGGAGGGAGUGUUCGCCGCCGCCGCGGCCGCCACCUGGAGUUUCUUCAGACUCCAGAUUUCCCUGUCAACCACGAGGAGUCCAGAGAGGAAACGCGGAGCGGAGACAACAGUACCUGACGCCUCUUUCAGCCCGGGAUCGCCCCAGCAGGGAUGGGCGACAAGAUCUGGCUGCCCUUCCCCGUGCUCCUUCUGGCCGCUCUGCCUCCGGUGCUGCUGCCUGGGGCGGCCGGCUUCACACCUUCCCUCGAUAGCGACUUCACCUUUACCCUUCCCGCCGGCCAGAAGGAGUGCUUCUACCAGCCCAUGCCCCUGAAGGCCUCGCUGGAGAUCGAGUACCAAGUUUUAGAUGGAGCAGGAUUAGAUAUUGAUUUCCAUCUUGCCUCUCCAGAAGGCAAAACCUUAGUUUUUGAACAAAGAAAAUCAGAUGGAGUUCACACUGUAGAGACUGAAGUUGGUGAUUACAUGUUCUGCUUUGACAAUACAUUCAGCACCAUUUCUGAGAAGGUGAUUUUCUUUGAAUUAAUCCUGGAUAAUAUGGGAGAACAGGCACAAGAACAAGAAGAUUGGAAGAAAUAUAUUACUGGCACAGAUAUGUUGGAUAUGAAACUGGAAGACAUCCUGGAAUCCAUCAACAGCAUCAAGUCCAGACUAAGCAAAAGUGGGCACAUACAAACUCUGCUUAGAGCAUUUGAAGCUCGUGAUCGAAACAUACAAGAAAGCAACUUUGAUAGAGUCAAUUUCUGGUCUAUGGUUAAUUUAGUGGUCAUGGUGGUGGUGUCAGCCAUUCAAGUUUAUAUGCUGAAGAGUCUGUUUGAAGAUAAGAGGAAAAGUAGAACUUAAAACUCCAAACUAGAGUACUUAACAUUGAAAAAUGAGGCAUAAAAAUGCAAUAAACUGUUACAGUCAAGACCAUUAAGUCUUCUCCAAAAUAUUUUGAGAUAUAAGUAUGAAACAGGUAUAAUUUUAAUGUGAAAAUUAAGUCUUCACUUUCUGUGCAAGUAAUCCUGCUGAUCCAGUUGUACUUAAGUGUGUAACAGGAAUAUUUUGCAGAAUAUAGGUUUAACUGAAUGAAGCCAUAUUAAUAACUGCAUUUUCCUAACUUUGAAAAAUUUUGCAAAUGUCUUAGGUGAUUUAAAUAAAUGAGUAUUGGGCCUAAUUGCAACACCAGUCUGUUUUUAACAGGUUCUAUUACCCACAACUUUUUUGUAAAUGCGGCAGUUACAAAUUAACUGUGGAAGUUUUCAGUUUUAAGUUAUAAAUCACCUGAGAAUUACCUAAUGAUGGAUUGAAUAAAUCUUUAGACUACAAAAGCCCAACUUUUCUCUAUUUACAUAUGCAUCUCUCCUAUAAUGUAAAUAGAAUAAUAGCUUUGAAAUACAAUUAGUUUUUGAGAUUUUUAUAACCAAAUACAUUUCAGUGUAACAUAGUAGCAGAAAGCAUUAGUCUUUGUACUUUGCUUACAUUCCCAAAAGCUGACAUUUUCACGAUUCUUAAAAACACAAAGUUACACUUACUAAAAUUAGGACAUGUUUUCUCUUUGAAAUGAAGAAUAUAGUUUAAAAGCUUCCUCCUCCAUAGGGACACAUUUUCUCUAACCCUUAACUAAAGUGUAGGAUUUUAAAAUUAAAUGUGAGGUAAAAUAAGUUUAUUUUUAAUAUUAUCUGUCAAGUUAAUAUCUGUCAACAGUUAAUAAUCAUGUUAUGUUAAUUUUAACAUGAUUGCUGACUUGGAUAAUUCAUUAUUACCAGCAGUUAUGAAGGAAAUAUUGCUAAAAUGAUCUGGGCCUACCAUAAAUAAAUAUCUCCUUUUCUGAGCUCUAAGAAUUAUCAGAAACAAGAAAGAAUUUAGAAAAACUUGAGAAAACCUAAUCCAAAAUAAAAUUCACUUCAAGUAGAACUAUAAAUAAAUAUCUAGAAUCUGACUGGCUCAUCAUGACAUCCUACUCAUAACAUAAAUCAAAGGAGAUGAUUAAUUUCCAGUUAACUGGAAGAAACUUUGGCUGUAGGUUUUUAUUUUCUACAAGAAUUCUGGUUUGAAUUAUUUUUGUAAGCAGGUACAUUUUAUAAAAUGUAAGCCCUACUGUAAGGUUUAGCACUGGGUGUACAUAUUUAUUAAAAAUUUUUAUUAUAACAACUUUUAUUAAAAUGGCCUUUCUGAACACUUUAUUUAUUGAUGUUGAAGUAAGGAUUAGAAACAUAGACUCCCAAGUUUUAAACACCUAAAUGUGAAUAACCCAUAUAUACAACAAAGUUUCUGCCAUCUAGCUUUUUGAAGUCUAUGGGGGUCUUACUCAAGUACUAGUAAUUUAACUUCAUCAUGAAUGAACUAUAAUUUUUAAGUUAUGCCCAUUUAUAACGUUGUUUAUGACUACAUUGUGAGUUAGAAACAAACUUAAAAUUUGGGGUAUAGAACCCCUCAACAGGUUAGUAAUGCUGGAAUUCUUGAUAAGCAAUAAUGAUAACCAGAGAGUGAUUUCAUUUACACUCAUAGUAGUAUAAAAAGAGAUACAUUUCCCUCUUAGGCCCCUGAGAGAAGAGCAGCUUAGAUUUCCCUACUGGCAAGGUUUUUAAAAAUGAGGUAAAUGCCGUAUAUGAUCAAUUACCUUAAUUGGCCAAGAAAAUGCUUCAAGUGUCUAGGGGUAUCCUCUGCAACACUUGCAGAACAAAGGUCAAUAAGAUCCUUGCCUAUGAAUACCCCUCCCUUUUGCGCUUUCUGUUAAAUUUGCAAUGAGAAGCAAAUUUACAGUACCAUAACUAACUAAUAAAGCAGGGUACAGAUAUAAACUACUGCAUCUUUUCUAUAAAACUGUGAUUAAGAAUUCUACCUCUCCUGUAUGGCUGUUACUGUACUGUACUCUCUGACUCCUUACCUAACAAUGAAUUUGUUACAUAAUCUUCUACAUGUAUGAUUUGUGCCACUGAUCUUAAACCUAUGGUUCAGUAACUUCUUACCAUAUAAAAACGAUAAUUGCUUUAUUUGGAAAAGAAUUUAGGAAUACUAAGGACAAUUAUUUUUAUAGACAAAGUAAAAAGACAGAUAUUUAAGAGGCAUAACCAAAAAAGCAAAACUUGUAAACAGAGUAAAAAUCUUUAAUAUUUCUAAAGACAUACUGUUUAUCUGCUUCAUAUGCUUUUUUUAAUUUCACUAUUCCAUUUCUAAAUUAAAGUUAUGCUAAAUUGAGUAAGCUGUUUAUCACUUAACAGCUCAUUUUGUCUUUUUCAAUAUACAAAUUUUUAAAAUACUACAAUAUUUAACUAAGGCCCAACCGAUUUCCAUAAUGUAGCAGUUACCGUGUUCACCUCACACUAAGGCCUAGAGUUUGCUCUGAUAUGCAUUUGGAUGAUUAAUGUUAUGCUGUUCUUUCAUGUGAAUGUCAAGACAUGGAGGGUGUUUGUAAUUUUAUGGUAAAAUUAAUCCUUCUUACACAUAAUGGUGUCUUAAAAUUGACAAAAAAUGAGCACUUACAAUUGUAUGUCUCCUCAAAUGAAAAUUCUUUAUCUGAAAUUUUAAAAGACAUUGAUUCUGCAUGUAAGGAUUUUUCAUCUGAAGUACAAUAAUGCACAAUCAGUGUUGCUCAAACUGCUUUAUACUGUAAACAGCCAUCUUAAAUAAGCAAUGUAUUGUGAGUACUGAUCUGUAUAUAAUAAAAAUUAUCAAAGAAAA
Messenger RNA from Pan troglodytes (chimpanzee), 3689 nucleotides. It is a transcript of the gene TMED5, whose product is annotated as transmembrane p24 trafficking protein 5. The record is from RefSeq and is a predicted model, not a curated record. NCBI's taxonomy places the organism in Eukaryota, Metazoa, Chordata, Mammalia, Primates, Hominidae. Bases 177 to 866 code for a protein of 229 amino acids. The transcript has 4 exons.